ACACCGCAAACCGCCCGAGCGCCCGAGCGCCGUGCCACAGCUAGACAAACAGAACAUAGCCGCCGUCUGCGUAUCCACAUUGCCUCGAAAGAUACAAAGCAUACCGUUACGGUGUCAGUGGAGCAGCGAUAGAAGUCCACUUGCCUCCUCGAUGGCCGUGCGUUUCUGUUAACGCGAGUGCGCUGUGAUUUUUUUUUUUGUAUUUGCCUUAACGACGAACCAGUUUUUUGCGAAGUGUCCUGUUUUUGUGUUCGAUUGAAAAAGUAGUUGGCUUCGUCGUCGUCGUCGACGUUAUUUUCACCUUAAGGAAGCUGCUUUUCGUGGCAAGCGAUGAGCCCGAAACUACAUGAAUUCACCGUAGUUCUGCAACGAGAUGGUCCCAAUACACCCUGGGGCAUUCGUCUGGUCGGCGGCAACGAUCUGGAUACUCCGCUCAUCAUAACCAGGGUUCAAGUAGGAAGCCCUGCUUAUGGGGAAGUGCUACGUGGCGAUAUAAUAGCCAAGGUCCGUGAUUAUGAUGCCCGCGAUUUGAACCACGCCGACGCUGAGACGCUUUUCCGCAACGCCGGCAAUGAAAUCAAAAUCGUCGUGCAUCGUGACAGUAAAAUCGCAUACACACAAGGACUCGGCGCCGAACCGUACGGAACUGGCCUUGGCUCAUCACCAGUUAAUAGCAACAGCCCAGACUUAUCCAAUGCCAAUGUGCCACACAGAGGACCUUCACCAUUUUUGCCAGGACCCGGUCAUUAUGAACGUGCUCUACAAUUACCUGUUGAUUCGUUGCCGCAAACAGUAUUUCCAAAACUGAACGCAUCUGGCGGCUAUGUGGCACCGCGCGACAGCGGAUGCUUCAGUCCCAUGCCGACGCGCGAUCACCAACAGGAUGUAGCCGAGGAACAAGCGGCCAUUGUGAAUCAACCAUACCGAACAACUCCACUGGUUCUGCCUGGUGCUAAAGUCAAGAAGGAUGCUCCAACCACAGAAUCAUACUUGAGGUAUCACCCGAAUCCGGCUGUGCGCGCUCAUCCCGGCCACGACUUCCAUGACAGCGUGAUGAAGCAACGCGUCGCCGACACCAUGUUGCACAAAGUAGUUGGCCAGGAUGCCGAUACUGGCAGGGUAUUCCACAAACAAUUCAACUCUCCCAUUGGCCUGUAUUCAGACAGCAACAUCGAGAACACCAUCAGACAAACAGUUCCUGCCAGUACCGAAAGUCCGCGCAUAAGGAGUAGUCCUUUGCAUCGUCCAAUGCCAACAAAACUUGACCGUUAUAAGAAGACUCUUCACUUUGACCCAUCGAAGAGCGAGACCUACAGAGCCAUACAGGAGGAGGGUGGUUAUGGAAAUGGCUAUGCCCCACAGGAGGUGACAGUGCCGGUCCAGCCAAAGGUCUUCCAACCAAACCGAUUGGUUCCAGGAAAGAAACCCAGCUCAGCAGCGCCCGUUUCCUACCCGACGUACAAUGUGGUAAAUACACAAGAUGACACCAUCCGUCAGAGUUCAUCUUUCAACCGCUUGAUGUACAGUGUAUUGGGCGCGUCAGAAUAUUAAGGUUUCUCUAUUCGAGAGCCCAUCGAUGUCACCUAAAAAAAGAGAACAACAAUCAAAACAACAACUUAAAUAGCGAUAGCCUUAAAUAAACAAAAUGAAAAUGUUAAACAUUUAGCGGAUGUUUAAUUAAAGAAACUGCAGUACAUAUAUUUAAUAUUAUAACAUACAUACAUAUGUAUGUACUUAACUAUGUAUUAUCAUACAAAAAUAAAUUACAUAUCUAACAUUAUCAAAUA
This is a messenger RNA of Rhagoletis zephyria (snowberry fruit fly), 1787 nucleotides long. It is a transcript of the gene Zasp66, whose product is annotated as PDZ_signaling and DUF4749 domain-containing protein Zasp66. NCBI's taxonomy places the organism in Eukaryota, Metazoa, Arthropoda, Insecta, Diptera, Tephritidae. The record is from RefSeq and is a predicted model, not a curated record. Gene Ontology annotation, cellular component: stress fiber; adherens junction; filamentous actin. Gene Ontology annotation, biological process: muscle structure development; actin cytoskeleton organization. Gene Ontology annotation, molecular function: muscle alpha-actinin binding; actin binding.